Molecule: messenger RNA, 2300 nt
Organism: Trichosurus vulpecula (common brushtail)
Lineage: Eukaryota; Metazoa; Chordata; Mammalia; Diprotodontia; Phalangeridae
Gene: PIK3IP1
Product: phosphoinositide-3-kinase interacting protein 1
Exons: 6
Coding region: 155-1003 (282 amino acids)
Source: RefSeq, a predicted model, not a curated record
GGCUGUUUACCAGGAGAGAACAGCCCGGGCGAGCCUCGGACCGACCCGCAGCCAGUCCGCCGGCCGGCCCGCCAGGGAGCCGGGUAGCGAGCGGCCAAGCGCUUGGCCGAGGCAGCGUCAGGAUCAGCGGCCAGGGCGCCCAGCCCGUCCGAGGAUGCGCUCCGGUUCAACCCGGCGCCCCGGGAUGCAGCCGCCCCUGCCCUGGGGGCCCGCGCUGCUUCUGGGCACCGCGCUCCUGGGCGCAGCCUCGGGCUCCCGGGGAGGCUGCUUCUGGGACGAGGGGCAUCUGUACCAGGCUGACCAGAGCUUCUCUGCAGAGGGACUGCCCUGCCUCAAUUGGCAGGAAGUGCAAAAUCAGGGGACAGAAACUCUCACCACUGGGGAGGCCCCAGGUCGGACAACCACGGGGGAGAACCACAGCUUCUGCCGGAACCCUGACUCGGACGCAGCGGGGCCCUGGUGCUACGUGAGCGGCUCCUCAGGAGCUCCGGAGAAGCGGCGCUGUGAGCCUGUCCCGUGCGCAGGGACCCCUACUCAGGAAACGUUGCCCUUCACCACUGAUGCAGGGGCAUCUCAGGAAGGCCGAGGGGCCGAAGGGGAAGUCUUCGAGGUGGCAGACUCUCUGCCCUCUAACAGUGAGUCGGCAGCUGUGCAGCCCGUGAUUGGGGUCAGCCAGAGAGUGAGGAUGUCAGAGAAGAAAGACCUUGGCAUGAUAGGCUACGUGCUGGGCAUCACCAUGACGGUGAUCAUCGUUGCCAUCGGUGCUGGCAUCGUCCUGGGCUACGUCUACAAGAGGGGGAAGGACUUCAAAGAGCAUCGAGAACAGAAAACCUACGAGCGGGAGAUGCAGCGUAUCACCUUGCCCUUGUCUGCCUUCACGAACCCUACGUGUGAGAUCGUGGAUGAGAAAACCAUUGUGAUUCACACCCACCGGACUCCAGGGGAGGACACAAAGGAUGGCAGUGCCCCCCUCAUGGGCCAGGCUGGCACGCCUGGGGCCUGAGUUGGUGGCCAGUGGGUAGGAGUCCACACUGACGCUGACUUCCCAGGACAGCCCCGCCCUCCCAGAGACAAAGGACUAGAGGGGGCCCCUACUUCCCCAGUAGGGUCAUCCCUUGGGGCAGGACUUUACUCAUGGAGAUGGCUGUGGCAACAGCUGUAGGGGUGCUGUCUGCUGGGACUUCCCCCAGAACUCAAACCGGGGACAGGGUGGUCUUUGUCCCAGUCUCCCCUUUUCCCUUUGUGCUCUAGAAUUCCACAUGGCCUUGGCUUCCUCCCUGUCCCCACCUCUAGAGGUGUGAAUGGCACGUAUAGACUGUUAACUUUGUAUUCAGGAAAAACAGGAGCUUCGUUCGCAUCAGGGUCAGUUGGUGAGUUGGGGCCUCUCAGCUGCAUUUGUGGCCCCUUGAGGACAAGAGCUCAGUUUAUUGCUUAGAGACACAGGCUAAGAGCGCUAGAGAUGGAGGGAGGGUCAGGUCUGUUCUAGCGUAACUGCAGCCCAGGGCCAAUUCCAGGCCCAAACGAAAAGAGAAGAAAAUUUACUGAACAUUCCGUGUAGCCUGAGGCCUGAGCCAGGUGCCUUAGGCCAACACAAGGGAGUCAGGCCUGGAAUCUCUGGACUGAGAGAUGACGUCAGGAAAAAAAGGACAGUAUUUUAGGGAUUGCAAUUGUCCAAGGAACCAGAAAUGUCAGUCAGCAAUUCCAUGGCUGGAUCCUUUAAACAUCCCCCAGGAGGUUACUGCAGAAGCUUGAGGGUCAGAGGAAAAGGAAAUGCAGACGGGGGCUUACACAGCAGGGCUCUUUGGGGCUCGCCAAACUGUGCCCCCUUGCCCCGAUAGCCUCUGAAAGUCCACGGCUGCACAGGACAGUGGGGGGAGAGAUAGGCUCACUCCCACAGGGUCCGGGUCUCCAAUCCUUCCUCCAAGUCUUUUGCGGCUUCUCAUAAGGCCUUGGGAGGGAGGGACUUCAACGAACCUGCACCUGCUCUCUAUUCCCUGAAAUGCAAGCGGCUGUGCGUGUGUGUGCGCGCGCGCGCGUCUAUGUGGGUGUGUAUGUGUGUGUGUGUGAGAAUGCACCAGCCCUGGAGUGGUGGGUGGCUCCAGUGGAAGGAACGACCUUGGCAUCCAUACGCCUGGCUUGCAUGUGCAUUGCACACCAGGACACUGCCAUGUUAGUGGUUCUGACUUUUUUUUUAACCAUUUCUGUGUGUUUUAUAUACCUCAUUUUAACACCUGCACACAUAGGCAGGAAGCCACUCUGGAUUCAACUUGGUAAAAACACAUUAAACAGGACAAAACUCA